AGAGUCGAUGGUGCGGGUCCAGCCAGGGUCCACCUACUGACACGGCGCCCAAAGGCUGUGCUGGACGGACGAAAGGUGCUGCCUUUACCCUAGCGGGCCUCUCGGCUCUGCGCCGGGAGGGUCCCAUCAGGCGGGCUUUGGGCACCCAUCCCCUCGUCGCACAGCGCGCUGGGGGCCUGGGAGCAGCCUGGCUGAGAGUCUUGGCCCAGGUCGGGCAGCCGCAGAAGAGGCAGCCCCUGCGCCCAGGGCAGAAAGGAAUCCAGAAGCAGCGAAGAUCGAUGUCCCGCCGGGGAUUCCCACGGCCACAACCACUGCCCUCUGCGGCCUUCGUCCCCCACCCCUCGCCACGGGAGGGCUAAGGGCUCACCCCCGAGGCGGCGAGGCCGGGAGCCGAGGACCCCGGGGGCCCGGGGCGAGGGAGCGGCGUGCUAGAGGCAAGCUCCCCGCCUCCUCCCCGCCCCGCCCGGGAGUCUGAAACGCUCCCACCGGACCGGGAGGAAGGGACGCGAGCCCUCCCUGGGCGCGGCCGGCGAAGGUGGGCCCCGUCCCCGCCCCCACACGCCCGCCAAGCGUCGCCGGGCUGCCCGGCGAUGACGCGCGCCCCGCGUGGGGACGAGAAGGACCAGCCGGGCGGGCCAGCGACACCUCCCUGGGGCUGGGCUCCGGGCCCGUCGUGGGGGGCCUGCCAGCCCCGCCCAGGCCUGAAGUCCGACCCUGCCCGGGUCCCCCCCCCCCCCCCCCGGAAUGCCGGCCCCGCGCCCGCCCGCGGGAGCCCCCACUCCGGCCCUGCUCCUGCUCCCCAGCGCGCCGGAGCGCCAGCUCUGCGCCGCCCGCCCCUUUGCCCCCAGCUCGCCCUGCGCCCCUAGCCCGCUGGAACCCCGACUCCGCCCCUGCUCCCCCCGCCCGCUGGAGCCCCGACUCCGCCCCUGCUUCCCCCGCCCGCGCGAGCGCCGACUCCGCCCGCUGUUCCCCGCCCGCCGCCGCGGCCACGAGUCCGGGGCUUUCGUGCGCUUGGGCGCCAGGCUUGGGGAGCUCGGCGAGGCCGUGGACCUGCGUCUGCCCCACCCCUCCCAGCCCUUCCGAACAGUGCCCAAGAUCGGGGCUGGAGCGGGCACACACCAGCAGCAGGCGCCCUCCCUGGCUGGGUGACCCAGAGCCGCGCAGGCUGGGGGCCAUCACCCGACUCUAGGCAGGAAAUGGAGGAAUAGCAGAUUUUACAGGCUCGCUGUCGUCAGCGCUGAAUCAUACAGAGCGGGAAGCGCCCCUAGCCUCCGCAACACUGAAGCUGCUGGAGGCAGGUGCCCAGUGCCCAGCCGGCCCCUGAGUCCUCACGGCAGGAACGGAAAGUUCUGGAUGUGGGCUGGCUAAUAUUCCUGGUCACCAUCUUUCCCCCCCGCCCUCCCAGCAUCACCAACCAGCAAGGGCCAGUCUCUUGGCCUUCCUUUUUGUGUGGUCCGGAGAUCUGUCAUGAUUCCCCAGCCCGCCCCAGCCGCAAGCCCCUCGGGCUGGGGCAGGGGUCUCAGCGCGGAGUGUGCCCUGAGCGAGGUGGGCGGGAAUGGAGCAGGAGGACCCUCCGUGUGCUGGUUGUGUGGCUGCCGGAAGACAGCCCACCCCACCCCACUGUCUGUCAAACGGAGGGCAGCGUGGAUCCCAGGGCCCGGGGCUCCGGUAUCUCCUCCCAAGGGGCAGCUGUGUCCCCCACCGAGCUGUUGUCU
Mustela lutreola (European mink) is the source of this 1715-nucleotide messenger RNA. It is a transcript of the gene LY6E, whose product is annotated as lymphocyte antigen 6 family member E. Gene Ontology annotation, molecular function: acetylcholine receptor inhibitor activity. Bases 745 to 1149 code for a protein of 134 amino acids. The record is from RefSeq and is a predicted model, not a curated record. Lineage: Eukaryota; Metazoa; Chordata; Mammalia; Carnivora; Mustelidae. The transcript is spliced from 3 exons.